CCACUGACAGUUUCUCAGAACCACAGCCUCGAUCCAUCGGGGGAGAGGAUGGGAGAGCCUACGCGGCAGGAGCUGGCGGAGGCGGCGCUCGCCGGGGAGUCGGCGGAGCAGCGCAACCGCUUCCUGGUGCUGCGGCUGUACGAGGCGCUCGGCUCCUGCGACGCGCGCCGGGCGCGGAAGCUGCUGGCGCCCGACCUCGAGUGGUGGUUCCACGGCCCCCCCACGCGCCAGCACAUGAUGCGCCUCCUCACCGGCGCGGACCACCAGCGCCACAUGAGCGGCGGCGGCGGCGGCGGGUUCGCCUUCUCCCCGCGCUCCGUCGACGCCUUCGGGUCCACCGUCGUCGCGGAGGGCGGCGCUGACGACGCGCGCCAGCUCUACUGGGUGCACGCCUGGACCGUGGGGCCCGACGGGGUCAUUACCCAGCUCAGGGAGUACUUCAACACCGACCUCACCGUCACCCUCCUCGCCGGCACUGCCUCCGCCAAGAAAGCUGCUCCGCCUAAGAAGCAGCAGGACGCUGCCUCUUCUUCUACCUCCUCCUCCUCACCCCCCUCGGCUGCGUCGUCGUCUGCAGCUGCAGGGUCCAAGUGCCUGUGGCAGAGCCGCCGCGCCGACAGCGCGCACAAGUCGCUGCCGGGCCUCGUCCUCGCCAUCUGAGACUAGAGACAGCAAGAUCCAUCUACCCUCCAUUAUAAGUUUAUAACCUUAUUACAAAAGAUCCUAAAAUUCGAAACUGUUAUUGCAUAAAUAAUCUGGAACUGCACUAGUUGUAUGUACUCGGAGUCGGAGUCAGUCAGUGAAGACGUAAUGACGAUGCGCGUAUGGACUGAACUGCUCGAUCCUCCGUGUUGUGACUUGUGAGGUUCAGGUGUCGUGUGUGCUGCUACUGUAAUGAUCGACUGUUAUUGUCCGAGUCUGCUGGAUCAUGGAUGUGAUGUGAUGGUAUAUCGUGGUGGUUAAAUAAAAGUUUCAUGAU
Molecule: messenger RNA, 979 nt
Organism: Zea mays
Lineage: Eukaryota; Viridiplantae; Streptophyta; Magnoliopsida; Poales; Poaceae
Exons: 1
Coding region: 49-660 (203 amino acids)
Source: RefSeq, marked predicted